Messenger RNA from Amoebophrya sp. A25, 2992 nucleotides. NCBI's taxonomy places the organism in Eukaryota, Dinophyceae, Syndiniales, Amoebophryaceae. The record is from the annotation of a GenBank genome assembly.
AUGAAGCAUAAAUCUCACUGCUCUUUUUAAGGCUAGUUUAUCACUAUCCCAUGUACUAGAGUAUGCCGAGUGAAGUCCCCUUCACCUAUCCCGUGUGGAGUAUGCCGAGUGAAGUCCCCUCCACCUAUCUGAGUGAAGUCCCCUUCACCUAUCCCGUGUGGAGUAUGCUGAGCGAAGUCCGUCCACCUUUAUUUCAAGGGGAGACACAGGGGGACACAGACAGGGCAUACCACUCAGCCUGGGAUAGUGAAAAACUAGCGUUAAUCUUUGGCCCUCGCUGCCUUGACCUGGUAUCUCGUGGUUCUCCAAGGCGCCGAAGUGAACUGUUUUCUUGUUGCUCUUUUCUUCGGGCUGUCCGCGUAUCAGGACUGGUGCCUGCGAGGUAAGGGAGCAUGGACCCGUUGCAUGAGGCCGGAAUUUUUUGUUAAGGCUGCCAAGUACAAGAGGGCUCAAGGAUGCGCCCAGGGAUGCUAAGUCUGGUUCCUCGACCUACUUGAGGUGAUUUUGAACACAUAUGUUAAACUGUAGCGCCGCCUCUUAGCUACACGCGAAGUACUUGAGCGUCUUUACUCCUGCACAGCUAAAAUUUGGAUGAAGACAGGGGUUGGCUUUUCUGUUUGUCAUUCAGGAACAACAUCAUGGAGGUCUUUGGAAAAACAAGCGGUAGCUCUAAUUUUGACUUUUGCCCCGCUUUCGAACCGCCAAAGCAGAAGCAGAAAGACAUUCAUUGGCAUUGUCCUUCUUCAGAAAGCCAGGAGAUCUCAGGUGGGGCUGCAGUUACAUCUUUGCUUGAGAAUUUCUGCAGUGCCAGCAAUUGUCACCGCCUGUCAGAGAUGUGUAAGGCGACGGAAGCUUAUGCUGACGAUGUGGCCGUACAAGAAGGACAAUUCUUUAGGAAACAUCGACUUACAUUCAUGGACUUGCAUUCGUUCCCCAGUACUUCUAGACCAUCCUUGGUUCUUUUCCUAGUAGAAAAGAAUUGGAAGUCCUUCAUUCUUUUUCUAGUAGAAAAGAAGCCAGGGAUGUUCCCGUUCCGACCAAGGUAAUGAAAAUUCCGUAAACUGCUCAUCUAACGUCUACCAAAAAGCCUGCGUUUGUGCGGUUUUUGCUGGCUGUUUGGGCUUGCUAGAGACCAUCCGCUGGUUUGCCUACUAUCGCCUCCACAUCGACAAGGGGCGCUCGGCAGGCGGUCGGCAAGCAUUUUAUUCGAAAUUCGGGGAGCUAUGCGGUAGCGGUCACAAUUUUCACAAUCGCUUUCUUAAGGCUCCUUACCGUAAUAAGCAAUUCGUCUUGGGAACAAACAUGUCGGUCCCCUUUUGAGGGUAAAAAAGGACGUCAUAGAGGCCUUGCAAGAUGAACAAUAUUGGUAUAACGUCUAACUUUCUCAUUUACAUGGUCAAUGGCCGGACUGCUGCUACUCCGGUUGAGGCUGCAGACUCCGCAACAGGCUGCAUUACUUCGGGUUCCGCAACAGAGGAAGCCUCCGAGAAAAUUGCUUUUGUAUUGGAUUCUCUGCAGAGACAUCGCCGAGUCAGUGAUUGGGGUGCAGCCAAUGGGUUUGCUGAUCGCGCAUUAGUGAAGCAGCACGCGAUCGAAUACUUCCGCAUCAAGCGAGUCAACAGCGAGGAAGUUGGAAAUGAAAUUUUUAAGAUUUGUCAACUUGUGCUGUCCCUAUCAUGAUCCAUCUUCAGAAGCAUCGAUCUUCCUUGGAGACUUCAUCGAUCGAGUAGGAUCAAGUCCUGGAUAAUAGCUCCAGGAUGUACUAAUUAUUAGUACAUCCUGGAGCUAUUAUUUUGUUUCACUCAGGGGAAAUUAUAAAUGGUAUCAUCUGGCUUAAGAUGGGAGAUAACUAAUGACGGGCGUUCUUCGGGAUACACUGUUGCAAGAACGGUAUCGUCCCGCCGGUAGUCAAGGAGUACUACUCGGGAUGGAAGUCAAUCAAAAGCUCUAAAGAAAUACCGCAGCAUAUUGCUUACCUUCAAAUCCUAGAGAAAACCGGAACUCUAUUGGAUAUUUUGGCUCCGAAUCGGCAGGUGGGUCUGGCCUACUACUUUGACGAGAAGACAGGCCAAGCUUUAAAGCACCUGGGCCCUGUUGCGAUUUUCACGCGUUCCCCUUUGUAUGCAAGCCGCUUGGGCUAUUUGUUAUGAAGAAACAUAUCUUAAACUUUUUGUUUGACAUUAGAAGGGAAGGACCGUGGUCUUCUUCGGUUUCACCCUUUAAAUUGACGUGAAGGAACAAACUCCAAAAAAAUGGUACAGCACAGGAUCUACAAUGAUUGUAUCAUCAUCAUGUCCAGGAAGAUGUACUUCUAAGUCUUCAUCCAGAUCGGCAAGGAGCCUUUACAGCGGGAGAUGCGAAUGCAGACGAAUUCACUAUCCAAAUAUUGAAGUCGGAACUAACUGCUCCUGAAGUUGCAAGUUUCCUGGCCGCUCAAUACGCAUUGGACAGAAUCUACUAUGAAACAGCCGGCCACCCGAAUUAUGGCAACGUUUACUUACUACUUAGUAGAUACAGUGUUCAGGCCCAUCCUUCACGUCUUGUCAGCAUCCUGUUGGGGCUCCCUUUUCCCUGUAUUUCCUCAACAUAUAGUUCUAGUGAUUCUCCUUCUCAAGAGCAUCCUCUGGACGCCUUUUUGUUCCCCUGUAUCAGUCCUAUGAGUUACUUACUACAUUUUUUUUUUCCAUAGGACUAUAUGCUACUACAAGGGCAAUAGAGGGGUCUAGUAGAUGAGGACGACUGAGGAUCAUCGCAUCGCAUAGGCUAUGGGCUGGUACGUAUGCUAGAGCCUCUGAUAGACUCUCUGGAAUGGAAUGGACACUGUAAAUGUUGACUCUAACCGAAAACAGAGAGUGUCCCAUCUUGCGGCAGCAACGCCGCUUACAGGAAUGCGAUGCAACGUGCGAAGGAUAAGUACACACGAGAUAGAGCAUUCGCGAUACUGGCGGAGAUGCGAGCAUUUAGUCCACAGCCUUCAACGAAAUUGCCUUAA